GCGCGACACUCCGAAACAGCAAGGGUACGUGCACGACUCGCGUAGUCAGUCUCGCGCCGAGCGUCUUAUAGUGCGCAUUGUCGAAGUUUAAUAUUGUCCGCGCUUCGAACCAGUGAAUUUGAAAACUUCCGCCAACUACGAUACUAACGUGUGCACAUGACAGACGACCAGUGACGGUUCUUACGUGGAGCUGACGAAAGUCAACAGAUCGUUAAUUCGUUUGCAUCCAACAAGCACAGACGUUUCGAAGAUCGGGAGCGGAAGAACAUUAGGAGGAGAGACAACGUAAAUGGCGAGAGAACGCGUCGCCAUGGGUACCGUGUGUUGUGGCUCGCGGGUGUAGUGCGAACCCCGUAAUCGAAGGGAAGAGACAAAACUGAGGGACAGAGAUCACGUGAUAGAGGAAGAAAGGGGAAAGAGUGAAAGGCACGGGAGAAAAAGAAGGAAGAUAUAGAACGCGUGGACAAGCGUGACCGGCCAAGACUUGGAAAGGCUACUCUCUCGUGGCCGUCACGUCGAGGAGAGGGCAGCGAGAGCCGGGCAGAGAAAGAGGGAGAAUAAUGCGGACUCGUUGCUUCCGCCUUCAUCAGCAGCACGUUCAGAUCUGCUCGUAAUUCCGCGAGGAGGUCUAACGAACGGUGGAGAUGACUGGAAGAAGAAGAGUGCCACUCGUGUUAAGAGUAUGCACAGGUGUUCUGCUGCUACUCUUCAGCACGGUCGCCGUGGACGCGACGAAAGACCCACCGUCGAGUUCGGAGAAGCUGCUCACCCCCGACGUAUCGGAAACAUCGAUAUUCGAACAGAACAAGACGAUCUUAAAUAAAAUACCAUCGAGGGACGAGUCAGAGUUUCUCUUAGCGGAGACGAAAAACGAAGCCGUCGGUCCGUACAACUCGACUAAAAGAGGUUUCGAAACGGUAGACGAUAAGCUCGUAAAAGAUGCCAAAACGGUGGACAAGGAGAAAGUGGCAAUGCCGAUCGACGAGGAUACCGAGUUGCAAGGAAUCAGGUCGCGCGAUCAAGUCGACAAAUUAUCGACCGUAGAUUCAGCCAACGGCGGAUCCAAGCUCGAGGAAAUCGUCUAUGGAACUUCUGGGAAGAGUUCUAGCACGAAAACGAUAUCCGAGCACGCUUACAGGCUAUCCAGAACCAACGGUUUGACCACGGUGACCGCGAAACCAGCGCUAGAGGAAUCAAAAGUCGACGAGACGAAGAACAAAACCGGGCUCGUUGAACGCUCCAACGAUACCUCGAGGCAGGAACCAAGAGAAACUAAGAAAUCCUCGGAAGAUGGCUUGGAGCUGAAAGAGGAACGCGUGACAGACACGAAGGAAGAAGCGGCGAGUUCCUCGAAAGAGGCGAGCACGGAUUCCGGGCUAAAAUCAGAAACGUUUAACCCUGAGAACGAGUCAGCUCCGGAAAAAGUUCGUUUCCUCGAAGAGAUUCAGCAGAGGAAGAAAAAGGCGGAGGGUCCGGUGAAGAACUCGGAAGUUCCGGACUUGAAGGAGGCCGACGAGAGAAAAGAGGAGGACGUGUCCGUCUCGUUGAUCAAUGACACGUACGUCAACUACAGCCACCGUUCGAAAAUCUCGACGGAGAAGAGCGUGGAGACCGACUCGGUUGACAAAUGGACGCCUCUCGAAAACGCGACAAAUUUUAUCACCGAGGAGAUUCCGGUGACUCACGAGUCGCGGCAUCCGAAGGAGGAAGUGGAGGUCGUCGGGAACGUGACUCAGCCCGUGAUCCAGCGGUUUAUCGAUCGACAAUCCCAAAACUCGACGUCAAAGGACGCCGGCCUUGCCGACGAAUUAAAUCGAACGUCGAAUCGGCACGAGGACUUUUUGCGCGAUUCUGCGAACGCUAACGAGACCAGUCGCGAGAAACAGCAGGAAAUAGAGGGAAAAAAUCAGGAGAAAUUGGCGCGGCUUACCACCGAAAGGACGAACGAAGAAUCUUCCAGGGUUCAAGGAAUUUCCAGUCCGGUUCCCAGAGGAAGAACUAUAGCGUUCGAAUCUGCAAGCUCGAAGAGAACGAUCGUCGCGAAGAAGAACAUCACUGACAGGUUCGCGGACCAGAAACCCUAUCCUUACACGAAAUCGCCUAAAGAGUCGCUUCGUAACGCCAGUAACCAGCCGGACGUCACCACGGAAGAAGCUUCUGCUUUGGAGAACACGAUCGGCAAGGGACAGUCGGAAGAAAAGUUCGUCGUAACCGAAGGUUCGGACGUGUUGGAGAAUAGCAUCCAGCAGUUUAAGCCGAACUAUUACGAGAAAGUAAGCAACGAAUCAUCGACCAUCUCGAGCACGGAGGUACGCCCGUCCGUUCAAGUAACGACCGUGCCUCUGGUUAGAUUAGAGGAAACUAGACCGACGAAUCAGACCGUGGUCGAGAAAUCAAGCGAACAGAAGGGCAUCGACGAGAGCGAAGAAAAAUCGACGAGCGCGGGAAAUGACGUUUCUCGGUGGGCUGAGAGCCGCGAGACCUCUGGGAUGGGGAACGUCGAUGUGACUGGAAACGGGAUAACGGAAGUCAGCGUGAAGCCCGAGAGUGGCGAUAAACGGACCUACGAAGCCUCCUUGCAGGAGAUUACGGUUCGGACAACGCCCACACCUUUAACAACGGAACCCGUUGAACCGCAAACGGACCUCGGAAUGCUCUCGAACGCGGACGUGCAGACGAACGUAGCUGGUUCUCUGCUGAUACGAUCCACGCUCAACGCCACCGAGCUCUCCACCGAGUAUCCACUGAUCAAAGGGAAUUUUUCUGACGAGAGGUUGCCGAUAUUCCCCACUUCACCCACGGACACGAGCACCGUCAAAGUAGCAACGGACAGUGUCACCGUCAUGCCCACGACCACCAUCGAGGAAACUUCCGUAGGGAACGUCACCGAACCACCCACUAGCGUCUCUGACGCUAACGGAACCAACGAAAUCCCUUCCGGUGUAAGUGGCACUCUCAGCCCCGAGGAAACUUUCGUUCCCACCACUACCAGCGUCGAGUUCGAGUUCGUUGGCCUGUCCGACUCCACCACUUUUCCCUGGCGGAACGUUACCGAGGAACCACCCAAGGGACGCGAUUUACCAAACGAAACUUCCGUCGUGCCCACGGUUAAGGAUUUACUCGCAAAAAAUACGCCCAACGAAAGCACCACGACAGCGAGCAACGAAUCGACCACGGAGAAUAUAUCGUCGAUCAGCGAGACCGAAAUUCCUGCAACGAGUAAUCCAAUGACGGAUCGGACGAUCGUUCCUACGUCGAUACCGAGCCAAACGAUACAGUCCAAGGACGAGUUUACGACUCGGCCGAGUUUCGUCGACGAGGAAACUGACAGCAGCUCGACCAGCCUGGACGAAGUUGAGAAAACGAUAGACGUGACGGAUUCUUGGAGCACCACGAGCGAAGAGAAUGUCGCGACGACCACGAUUAGAACGGAACAGACGAUUUCAAAGGAUUCCAAGGAUUCCUAUUUCAUGGCGAACGUUACCGAGUCCCCCUUGGAAUUCACGUCGAUACCGAACGUUUACACGACAGAUGCCACGCGAGUGGCUACUUCCAGCCCCUUUGUCCCGAUCGGUCUCGAGCCAAGAACCCCGGUUUCGAGUAGCACGAGCCCGGCAACCGCUUCCGACAUACCGUCGGUCACGGCGCACGACGCGACGGUGUUACCCGACCAGGAGGAGAUCACGUCGCUAGUUCGAAUCGACGUGGAAGGCACCUUGUCCGACGUGUGCCCACAAAUGGACAAUUUGAGGCACACCCUGGCGAACAUUUUGAACAAUUACAGGCCGGUAUCCGACAAACAAAUCAUUUUCCAUCAAAAUCCGUGUCAGGAGCCACCGAAUACUACGCCAUCGUCAUCCGACAAGCCCAUGAUGACAAUCUUGAUUUACGUCGUCGACGAAGCUGGCAAGUUCGACAGCACUAUGACGAAAAUGUUGCCCAGUUCGUACGAGAAUUCGCGGGACCACGUCAAGUUCCCGAUUACCAUACAGAGAUUUCUUCUGGUACAGGAAAAGGGUCCAGAUUCCGGAAACGCGAUAGCGGUCGUCGUGGUCUCCUCGGUUGCCUUGAUUUGCCUGGUUCUUCUCACCGGUCUUCUGUUUAUCAUGAGGAAGAGGCAAACGAGAUUUAACUAUGGCGAACGAUGUCGUCCCGUGUCUUUAGACGCUUACAGUCUUGACAGUGUUUCCGCUUACAACAGCGUCAGACGCAAAGGUGUGACGAGAUCUUCGAAAAGAAGCUAUGGGAAUCCAACUUUCGAGGAUUCGAGCGCCAUUCCGUCUCAUCCGUUGAACUUCGCGGCCCUUUCAUCCUUCUGUAACGACGUUAACGCGAUCAACGAGGAAUUCUCCGGUAUUCCACAAGUUUCAGCGAAGAUAGACGAAUUGCCUGCUGGGGCGGAAGUGAAGAACAGAUACGCGAAUGUGAUACCGCUUCCGGAGACCAGAGUGCUCCUACAAAAAAUCAACAACGAUCCUCUUACGGAGUACAUCAACGCCAGUUACGUUCGGGGACCGAAGAACGCAACGAAAUAUUACGUCGCUUGCCAAGCACCGAUGGAGUCGACCGUUACCGACUUCUGGAGAAUGAUCUGGGAGCAACAGUGCAAAGUGAUCAUCAUGCUGACCGAUCUCGUGGAGAACGGGGUGGAAAAGUGCACCGAGUACAUCCCACCCUCCGAAGUUACCGACUGUCGCCGGCUAUACGGUGACUUCCAAGUUACUCUGAAAAAGAGAGAAACCAAAGAGAAAUAUGCCAUUUCCACGCUUCAUUUAAACAAUUUGGAGAAGAACACGUUCCGAGAAGUGUAUCAUAUUUGGUAUCUGUGGCCGGUGAACGGUGUGCAGUCGGACGGUGCCGGGUUAAUAGCUGUGCUUCUCGAGGCGAGGGCACUCCAAAGAGGUGGCCCUGGACCCAUUGUGGUCCACUGUAGUCCUGGCACUGGACGUACGGGAACGUUAAUAGCUCUUGACCUAGGAAUUAGACAAUAUGAGAUUACGAGGACUGUGGACGUGCCAAGGGUCGUUUACACUAUCAGACGGGAUCGUGCUGGAGCUGUCAAGACGAAAGAACAAUACGCUUUCAUUUACAAGGCAUUAAAUUUGUACGCGACCAAACUUGCCGGCGGUGUGCUGGAAUCUACGUGAACCGCUCGAGAUUUCGAGGAAACGUCUGUUCAGGCGUCGAGUCUAAGUCGUAGCAGAGAACUGCUUUAUCCGUGAACGAUAAACAUCACCGAAGACGAGAAGAAACCGCGAGAUUGUACGACGUACGAUAUGCCAGUUUUACCUGGACAGGAAGCUAAUGAAAAUCGAACGAAGAAAGUUAACUUGUGAUACGUGGACCAUAGCGACGGUCGUAUUUCGCUCGAGACCUUUGUUUCGUCCUCUCGAUGUCCGACAAUCUCGCCAAGAAAAUUCAAAGCGUUUCUUACCAUCCGUUCGUCUACCUCUCUCGACCUACCUAUCGGUAUUUCUUACGAGAACGUUGCCAUCAAAUAUUAAGUUAUCAAACAGAUCUACGUCGAUUUGUAAUGAAAUUUUACAUGGUAAUUCGUCCACGUAUGAAAGCAGAAAUUUUUAAACUGUGCAAAGAAUAAUAGAACUUAAUUGCAAGUAGGAAAUUCUUAAUUCUUAUCGUCGUAUCGUGGACGAGCCGUAACAAUUUUAUUGGCUUACUUAAUUUAAGUCGAAAAAUUAAAUAACUUAAUGGAAACGAGACGCGAAGUAACGAGCGACGAUCCAACGCUACCAGUCGAGUAUUAUCAAAGUCGAUAUUUUAUUCUAAAUACGUCGUGACUGAGAAGAGGAGACAAAUUGGAUGGUAACGUGUUCAAGCGAAGAACGAAGAGGCGGAAAUUAAUUUGUGAUAUCCGGACCAUCCGUCAACGGUAUUCAACUUUGUAUUUCUUAGGCCUAUUCAAUUUCGUAAAGCUUUUUUUACCGUAGAUUUCGUCUCUGUUUGUCAAUAUUUUAAUAUACAUAUGUAUAUAUAUUACACGUAUUGCGUACAUAUAUUUAUAAAUAAGAUGACGGUUAGGUAUAGUCGAAUAUUUAACGUCGAUGCGUCAUACUCCGUAGUCAAUAGCGUUAUCCCGGAAUAUGGCAAUCACGGAAGGAUUA
Bombus pascuorum is the source of this 6122-nucleotide messenger RNA. RefSeq names its product mucin-4-like. The transcript has 11 exons. Lineage: Eukaryota; Metazoa; Arthropoda; Insecta; Hymenoptera; Apidae. Gene Ontology annotation, biological process: protein dephosphorylation. The record is from RefSeq and is a predicted model, not a curated record. Bases 645 to 5147 code for a protein of 1500 amino acids. Gene Ontology annotation, molecular function: protein tyrosine phosphatase activity.